This is a messenger RNA of Nicotiana attenuata, 1698 nucleotides long. Its product is annotated as cytochrome P450 82C4-like. Gene Ontology annotation, molecular function: oxidoreductase activity, acting on paired donors, with incorporation or reduction of molecular oxygen; heme binding; monooxygenase activity. The transcript has 3 exons. The record is from RefSeq and is a predicted model, not a curated record. Gene Ontology annotation, biological process: defense response to other organism. Lineage: Eukaryota; Viridiplantae; Streptophyta; Magnoliopsida; Solanales; Solanaceae. The coding region runs from base 1 to 1575 and encodes 524 amino acids.
AUGGACACCUAUUUCUUGUUACCACUCCUUGGAGUAUUCAUUUUCUUAUAUUUUGUUUUCAAAAAUAAAAACUCUACAUGUAAAAAACAUGCUCCUGAACCAGCUGGUGCAUGGCCAAUUAUAGGCCAUCUUCACUUACUAGGCGGCGCAGAACAACUUCUGUAUCGGACACUCGGAGCCAUGGCUGACAAUUAUGGUCCAGCAUUUAACCUAAGAUUAGGCAGUCGUCGAGCUUUUGUGGUGAGCAGUUGGGAAAUGGCAAAAGAAUGUUUUACUUUAAAUGACAAAGCUUUGGCUAGCCGUCCUACAACUGUUGCUGCUAAACACAUGGGUUAUGGUUAUGCAGUAUUUGGGUUUGCACCUUAUAGCACUUUCUGGCGUGAGAUGAGAAAAAUUGCUAUGUAUGAACUUCUUUCGAAUCGGAGACUUGAUACUCUUAAGCAUGUUCAAGUAUCAGAAGUGGAGAUGGGGAUCCAAGAGCUGUACAAAUUGUGGGUCAACAACAACUCUGGCCACAGGCCGGUGCUUGUGGAACUCAAAAGGUGGUUUGAGGAUUUAACUUUGAACGUAAUUGUUAGAAUGGUUGCUGGAAAGCGUUAUUUUGGUGCAGGAGCAACAUGUGAUGAUAAUGAAGCUAGACGUUGUCAAAAGGCAAUAAAUCAAUUCUUUCAUUUGAUUGGAAUUUUUGUACCAUCUGAUGCUUUUCCAAUUCUUGGGUGGUUUGAUAUAAAAGGGCAUGAAAAGGCUAUGAAAAGAACAGCUAAAGAGCUUGAUUCUAUACUUGAAGGCUGGCUACAAGAACACCGUGACAAGACAAAAUUUAGUCAUGAGGCUAAGAAUGAAGGUGCACAAGAUUUCAUUGAUGUUAUGUUAUCACUUCAAGAAGAAGGGAGACUCUCUAAUUUUCAAUAUGAUGCUGAUACAAGUAUCAAGUCCACUUGCUUGGCGCUUAUUCUUGGAGGCAGCGACACAACAGCAGGAACACUAACAUGGGCAAUUUCAUUACUCCUAAACAAUCCUGAAAUAUUGAGAAAAGCACAAGAAGAAAUAGAUCUUCAUGUUGGUAAAGACAGACAAAUUGACGAAUCCGACAUACAAAACUUAGCCUAUAUUCAAGCCAUUAUUAAAGAAACAUUACGUUUAUACCCUGCUGGUCCUCUAUUAGGACCUAGAGAAGCCAUGGAUGAAUGUGAAGUUGGUGGCUAUAAAAUUACCCCUGGAACUCGUUUAAUAGUAAAUGUAUGGAAAAUACAAAGAGAUCCAAGAAUUUGGGAAGAUCCUGAUUCUUUUAAACCAGACAGAUUUUUUAUGAGUAAUUCAAAUGUUGAUGUAAAAGGCCAAGAUUUUGAGCUCAUUCCGUUUGGUUCUGGUAGACGAUCUUGUCCUGGUGUAUCUUUGGCGCUACAAGUUCUUCAUUUGACAUUGGCACGUUUUCUUCAGGCUUUCGAGUUUUCUAAGCCUGUAGACGAUCAACUUAUUGACUUGACGGAGAGCCCUGGUUUAACUAUACCUAAAGCAACACCAUUGGAUGUUCUCAUUAUUCCGCGCCUCAGUGCCAAUCUUUAUGGCUGUUGAUGCAUCCAUCGUAUUUGCCUAAUUUCCUUCAUUAACAACAGAUACAAGCAGAAAAAUUUUAUUUUGUUGCCUCACGCAACUGACACUAGUUGUAUGAGAAUCUUUUUUUGUCUCACAAUUGUG